Arvicanthis niloticus (Nile rat) is the source of this 1332-nucleotide messenger RNA. RefSeq names its product interferon-inducible GTPase 1-like. NCBI's taxonomy places the organism in Eukaryota, Metazoa, Chordata, Mammalia, Rodentia, Muridae. Gene Ontology annotation, molecular function: GTPase activity; GTP binding. The record is from RefSeq and is a predicted model, not a curated record. Gene Ontology annotation, cellular component: endoplasmic reticulum membrane. Gene Ontology annotation, biological process: autophagosome assembly; cellular response to interferon-beta; innate immune response.
AUGGGUCAGCACUCCUCUACACCUAAGGAGGAAGACUAUAGAAAUUUGGAUUUCAACUUCACUGAAUAUUUUAGGAAGUAUAAGCCAGAAAUCAAAAUCAUUUCUGAGGAAACCAUCCAUUCAAUAGACUUAUGCAUUAGAAAGGGGGACCUUAAUGGGGCAAGAUCUAUAAUCAGUGAUGUAUUAAAAAUUAUUGAUAAUGCCCCAAUAAAUAUUGCUGUGACAGGAGAGUCUGGAGGAGGGAAGUCCAGCUUCAUCAAUGCCCUGAUAGGGAUUGGACCUGAAGACAAAGGUGCAGCUGAAGUUGGGGUAAUAGAGACAACUAUGAAGAGAACACCUUACAAACAUCCCAAAAUUAAAACUUUGACCUUUUGGGACCUGCCUGGUGUUGGAACUCAGAAAUUCCCACCAAAAGCUUACCUGGAGGAAGUGAAAUUUGAAGAAUAUAAUUUUUUCAUUAUUGUUUCUGCCACACGUUUUACAAAACUUGAACUAGACCUUGCCCAAGCAAUCGGAAUUAUGAAAAAGAAUUACUACCUUGUGAGAACCAAGGUGGACGUUGAUUUAGAAAAUGAAAAGAGAUUCAAACCACAUAUUUUUGAGAGAGAAAAGACCCUGAGUCAGAUCCGAAGCUACUCUGUGAAUACCUUUAGUGACAGUAAAAUGGCUGUACCGCAGAUUUUCUUGAUCUCUAACUAUGAUUUAUCUGACUAUGAUUUUCCAGUCCUGAUGGAUACCCUGAUUAAGGAUCUGCCUGUUCUAAAGCGCCACAAUUUUAUGCUUUCUCUGCCUGACAUUACAGAGGCAGCCAUUGACAGAAAGAACAAGGCUAUCCAGCAGUUUGCCUACCUAGAGGCCUUCAAGACUAUGUUUUUGGCAACCCAUCCUGAAGCAGGCAUCCCCAGGGAUAAUGAUGUGGAGAAGCUAAAGAAGAGUUUAAACCACUAUCGACAACUCUUUGGGAUAGAUGAUGAAUCUCUGGAGUUUAUGGCUAAGGAUUUCCAAGUUCCUGUAGGACAUCUAAAAGAAUACAUUAAGUCUCCAAAUUUGUUGAACACUAAGAGACAGGAAGUAUUACUAGAAGAGCUUUUGAAAAGUUUAGAGAAAUUUAAAUCAGCUUAUGGUUGGCUCACUGCAAUAAAACUUUACAUCUGGAAAACGUUUUAUUUACGACAACAUUUCGUCAACAUAGUGACUGAAGAUGCCAAAGUUCUUCUUCAAUGGACAAAUUCAAAAAAAUAAUUCAAACUCAACUUAUCCACAGCUUCUGACCCUGACAACAUCAAGUGGUCAAUACCAGGAAGUCACUAGGGAAAUCCCUCUCUGAUAUCU